This is a messenger RNA of Tarenaya hassleriana, 1342 nucleotides long. RefSeq names its product protein SKIP34. Bases 523 to 1059 code for a protein of 178 amino acids. The transcript is spliced from 2 exons. Lineage: Eukaryota; Viridiplantae; Streptophyta; Magnoliopsida; Brassicales; Cleomaceae. The record is from RefSeq and is a predicted model, not a curated record.
CUCACUUCUCUAUCAGUAAAAUGUGCAUAUUACAUAUAUAGAAAUUUGUUUUCCAGCCAAAACACUGCAAGAAACUAAUUUUAACUCACCCACCCUGUCCUUAGCAUCCUUUGGAAGCUGUCUACGCAUGAGAAGGAUUCAAGGAGGUUCUUUCACAAGGUUGAGGUCGACGUCAACAGGCGUGAGGUCACCAUCCAUCUCAUCUGAAACUUUUGACGAUCCCUGCAUGGCGCGUAUUCAUUGUAGAAAUACCAUCAAGUGGGAGCAAUCCAAGUCUCAUGGGAGCAAUCCAAAUCUCAUAGUCUCAAAUUCACUAUUGUUUAUGAGCAAAUCCUCGAUCUUCUUCUUCCAUUUUUGUUGCAGUGCAUCGGAUAACAAUUGGGUGCCUGAAACCUCUACUGCACGCGCCAUCUUCACGAGCACAAGCACUAGCUCUAGCUGCUAAGGAACCUCUCCAUCUUCAUGGAAUCCGCGUGACGAUCGAAGAAGCCUUCCAACAGCGAGCGAAAUCAAGCAGGGACCAUGCCUGAGCACCUCCGACGCCGGAACCCUAACCCUAACGCGAUGCAUCUUUCUCCACAUAAUCGGCAAUCCGGCUCUUCACAGCGGUCGGCCCGAGAAAGUUUCACACGGACCCUCUUAUCGACUCAGAGGCUUGCACCAAUUAUUGAACCAGCCCAUGUAAAUUACCGGGAAUGCCCUUCUGGGGCCUCCGUUAUUUUUCCCCUUUUAAGGAUAAUCUCUGCCCCUUCUCUUGCAAUUGAUUUCGUUUUCUUGUUUGCGAUGUGUUACGGUCACCAACAACCAUUGUCGCGGAGGCGGCGCCGAUCGCCGGAGGUCGAGGAGGAUACGGUGGUGGAGGAUCCACGGGACCGGAUUGCGGAGAUGGAGGCUCGUCUGCGGCGAGCGAGGAGGAGGGAGGCGGAGCUCAGCCGUCGGCUGGAGGAGAUGAAGCAAUUUGUCUCCGUCAUGGAGAUCCUCGAGAGUUACUUGAAGCGUCGGUUCCUGGAACAGCAAGAGCGCGUCGCUCGCCUUUUCUCGUCGAUUACGGCAAAAUAGGAUUGAACACAUGAACAAGAUUCCAACGGAGGAUUUCAUGAGUGCUCUGACUAUUUUGAGUGGGGCGACUACACAAACUGGGUAUCUUUUCAGGGCGUGUAAUUCCUCUUUCGAAAGAAGGGGAGGUUUAUGUUGUGGUGAUUGGUGUGUUAUCUUCUACUGAUGCCCUAUCUCUUCUUCCUGGGGGAAAGAUCGAAACUUUGUCAGAUACUGAAUCAGAACACCUUACAUUCUAUUAUCUGUAAACGGGAAAUCAGCUUGUCAAAGAUUGAUACUGUGCUAA